This is a messenger RNA of Vigna radiata var. radiata (mung bean), 1863 nucleotides long. RefSeq names its product probable GTP-binding protein OBGM, mitochondrial. Gene Ontology annotation, molecular function: magnesium ion binding; GTP binding; GTPase activity. The coding region runs from base 193 to 1701 and encodes 502 amino acids. The record is from RefSeq and is a predicted model, not a curated record. NCBI's taxonomy places the organism in Eukaryota, Viridiplantae, Streptophyta, Magnoliopsida, Fabales, Fabaceae. Gene Ontology annotation, cellular component: mitochondrion. The transcript has 6 exons.
CAGAAUCUCAGUUUCAUUUUCAUGUUAUUUUAUUUACCCUUCUUUGCAUGCCACAUGUCGAGCAAAGUAUCAAAUCGAAGGUUCUGCUUCUGCACUUUAUCAUGCUGAAUUAACCAAGUUUUCGAAGGUGCCAAACUUCAACACGUAGAGGACCAACCUGGUUCCGUUCUUACAAGUUACUAGUUUGUGCAUAUGAUGUUUCUCUUUCAAGCAAAAUGCAUUAAACAAAUGGAAGGUUUGACUCAAAGGUGUAUUUUCAGAUGGUCUCUUACACCCUAUGCUCGUUACUCCGAUACUUCUCAAAAGAAGUCUAAGCUUGCUCCUUUGCAGGAGAGACGAAUGAUAGACAAGUGUAAGAUAUUUGCAAAAGCAGGUGAUGGCGGUAGUGGUUGCUCCAGCUUGCGCAAGGGAAGACCCGAUGGUGGCAAUGGUGGGAAAGGUGGUGAUGUGAUUCUGGAAUGCUCUCCCAGAGUUUGGGACUUCAGUGGUUUGCAGCGUCAUCUGAUAGCCGAGAAAGGAGGACAUGGAUCAUCAAAAAAAUUGAUAGGUAGCAGGGGUGCUGAUAAGGUUGCCCGUGUACCCCUUGGCACUGUACUUCAUCUUGUCAAUGGUGAUAUUCCCUCUGUUGUCAAAACUCAAUCCUCGACUGAUGUAGACCCUUGGGAUAUUCCUGGGGCACUUGUUAAUGAUCUUCCUGACCCUGGCUAUAAUUCUACCUCCACUGAUACAAGAGGAGAAUUAAAAGCAACACAUUCUAUUGGCUGCUCCUUAACGCAAGCUGAAGAAACAAAUGCUAAGAAAUCCAGACAUGCUGCAUCAACAGAUGCAUUCUCUCAACUCUCCACUUUUGACGGAGCUCCUGAAUUUUGUACAAAGGAUAUAGAAGAGAACCAAGAGAUAAUAUACAAUGUUGCUGAGUUAACUGAAGAAGGUCAACAAAUUGUCAUUGCUCGUGGAGGAGAGGGUGGUUUGGGCAAUGUGGCUAGUUCCAAAGAUUCUAGGAAAUCUAUGACUAUGAAGGGAGGAUCUUGUCAAUCAAUACCUAAUCUUCGGGAUCCUAACAGUAUCCACUCCUCUCUGCAUGCAGGUUUACCUGGUGUUGAGACCGUUCUUAUAUUAGAACUGAAGAGUAUUGCUGAUGUAAGCUUUGUUGGAAUGCCUAAUGUUGGUAAAAGCACUUUACUUGGGGCUAUAUCAAGGGCUAAGCCCGCUGUUGGUGACUAUGCGUUUACUACUCUUAGGCCAAAUUUGGGGAAUCUAAACUAUGAUGAUCUCUCAAUUACCGUGGCUGAUAUUCCUGGGCUUAUAAAAGGUGCACACCAAAAUCGUGGACUCGGGCAUGCAUUUCUGCGCCACAUAGAGCGCACAAAGGUUCUUGCUUAUGUGGUAGACUUGGCUGCUGCUUUAAAUGGGAGGAAGGGAAUUCCGCCCUGGGAACAACUGAGAGAGUUAAUUCUAGAGCUAGAGUACCAUCAAGACGGUUUGUCCAAUCGACCAUCCCUGAUAAUUGCAAAUAAGAUUGACGAGGAGGGUGCAAGUGAAGUAUAUAAGGAGUUAAAGAGAAGGGUACAGGGUGUUCCCAUCUUUCCUGUAUGUGCUGUUUUGGGGGAAGGCAUAGCAGAUCUUAAAGCUGGCCUUAAAAUGCUUGUCAAUGCUGAAACAUCAUAUAAACUUUGCCUAGAUCAAAUUUUGAUUGCUUAGAUAAUUAUUGAGAACUUUUCUCAAAAUCUAAAGAUAAUCAGGGUUCAUCUAUGGGAAUGGAAAAAAAAGAUCCGAAUAUUUUUUAUCCUUAUUUUCAUAGCUCUCAACGUGGAAGUGUAAAAGUGGUUUCAAAGAUGAAUUUCCAUUUUUAAGAACGACAAA